AGGUGAUAGGCGUGCUGAGUUGCAGUAGUCGUCCACACUGCAGCACCAGAGUGAUUUAUUAUGGUCAUCGCUUGCAUGACUUUAACGAAGCAGCCUUGAAGCCGGAAGUUGAUGUAGGAACUCUGCAUCUAAGUAAAGUAUUGGUCAAUGAGCCUCCUUUUUUGAAAUGUCUGCGUCUGCCAUAAACCUUCCGCCCGACCCCGGAGUGGUUGCAGAGCAGGAAACCGACAUGCCGCCAGCGCAGCUUCGGCAGCGAAAUUUCUCUAAGUCGGCGGAUGAUGAAAAUGCUGCUGCGCUGCACCCUGAUCAGACUGCCGCUGCACGCAAGAAAGUGGGACCUGCACUUUCCUCAAGAAAAGAGACGCAGCAGCUGGAAGAAGAGAGUGAGGAGCUAGGGCCAGACCAAGAGACAACGAUCCGCCAAGCUGAGGACAAUACCGCCGAGGACGGAGCUGAUGUUCCUCUUCUGGAACGAGAACACCGGGUUUCUGAUGAGCACAGUAGACCACGUUCUGCUAGCGAGGACGACGGUGAUGAAGAAAAAAAAACCAACAGGGCGGCAACAUCGCUGCUCAACUUGUUCGAAGCAAUGUGGAAGAGACGAGGACAGGUGGCCCUGUUGCUUGUCGGAGUGGCCGUGGACAGGUUCCUUCUAACGUCCUCUCGUGAAGAAGACCCUGCCGCAUCAACAUCAACUGCAUCCGAUCCCCAUGGCUCCUUGGUGGAGACCAAAGCGGCAGGCUCUACUUUUGACUCCGAGCAUCGACGUGACACCGAGGACCAGGAGGAUGGCGUGUUCGAUAGCGCGGAACUAGAAGAGCCUGCGGUGGCUCACAUGCGUGAUGUGCCACAAGGUGAAGGGAUCCUGAACUUUGACCGCGGCACUGGUACGCCGACACGUCUGCAGAGCGAUCGCGACCUGUUAGCCUCAAAGGAACAAGCGCAGCAAAAUGACGGUGCUGCAAUGAUGAAGCAGGCUGCGAGGAUACAAAGUAAGUCCGGAAGCAGGCUGCAGCCACGAGAAGAGCAGGAGUCGCCAACGUCGGCCGUAAUGCAGCUCCAAGAUGGCGGCGCGACAAGGAUGAAAAGGCAACAAAUUUCGGGCAGGAGGAGCGAAACAAAAACAACCGCGGAAACACAACCAAGCGACAGCGAAUCACAAAGAGAAACAGGCGCGACCAGUAGAAGCACGACAUCAAAGUCGAAGGCAGCAAAAAAACGGAAGGGGAAUCAAGAAAAACCAAAGAGAGCCGAGCAGGCUGGAAAGCCCAGCGAGGAAGAAGUAGAAAAUGAAGAGCCGGCCCUUUCAUCAUCUUCCACAGCCUUCUUGAAAGUAGCGCAGCACGACGUGGAGCCCCCGUUACGGACAGACAAGCAUUUGAUUCUGGACCGCAACGACGAGAUCGUCAUUCUUCAGGGGACCAAUUGGGCCGCGCACUGGGCCACCGGUACGCCGCUCACAUUUCGCUACCUUACACUCCAGGAAGUCGCGGAUUUUCUUGUGAGUCAGAACUUCAACCACGUUCGUUUGACUUUCAGCCUGGAUAGCCUUUUUGGCUUGAUUCAAUUUGACACAGAGCAGGAAUUCGAAGCGCACAUCCGCCACUGGUUUCGGGCGGACCAGCCGCUUGCAGAGAAGGUAAUUGCGUUCCAAAAGAAUGCUGCGCAACUAGACCACCAGCAGCAGGAUAACAUCGCGGAUUACGACGUCCACUACGACGAGACCCUUUUGGCGGACGAGGCAAAGUUCACCGACGCGCUCAGACAGUAUGUUGACAAGUCCUGGUCCUUCUUCCUGUUAUCCGAAAUCGUGAAGGUUCUCACCGAGAGGAAAAUUAUGGUGAUCCUGAACAACCACGUGUCGAUGGCCGGGCCCUGCUGCUCCCUGGCUGGAAGGGUGGACGGGAACGAGUACUGGUUUAACGGCGACGACUUUUCGCCGGACCCGACCUACGCCCAUCCCUCGAACGGGCAGGCGUACAACGAAAAGAAGUUGCACAAGCAGUACGGCCUCCCCUGUAUGGCGCUCUCAAGUUGGACGCUGGUCACUGUUGCAAGCAUCACUGUAGUUCCUUGAUUUGCCACACAGAGCCUCUACCAGCAUCAGCAUGCUCAAGCUGGCUUGCCUGACUGCUCCGUGCCAGAUUUGUAACUGAAAGAGCACAUAGCCCCGCGAUUGCUUUAGCGGCUCUGCCAUUUUAGAAAUCGUCAAAGAGAGAUCAUGCAACAGCGAUCAAUGUAACGCUCGAGGAGGUCGCCAUACCCCUAAUCAAGAACUUUUACAGCGAGCGCUCGUGGCUGUCGCACGUGAGCAUCAUCGCCCGGCGGUUUCACGGGAACCGUUUUGUGGUGGGUUUCGACCUGCGAAAUGAGGUGCGGUCCCCCUUCCCCGAGGGUGGUUUUCUCUCCUAUCUUGAAAACGGAGAGGUGCCACUUUUCUGGUCGUCUUCACCUGAAAAAGCGAAUGACCACCUGGACAGUAAACAGAUGGAAGAACGAGAUCAGGACAGUCAUAGCGACGCCAGGAGUGGAACUACAUCGGAAAAUGAAACAUCAAGAGCACGCAAGCGGUAUCACGGAUGCUUUGACUGGGCCACUGCGGCGACGAAAGCCGGGCAUCGGGUCCUCCACGAGAACCCGACUGCUCUUGUAUUUGUGGAGCUUCUGCAGUUUGCGAUGUACCUUCCUGCAGGCGAGUCGCGAUCUCGGUCGGGGGCACUGCACAAGAUAUUUCCAGGACGGAUAGUUUACUCCAUUCACGAGUACCGACGGUUCUGGUGGCCAUGGUUUUUCUCGGAUGCUGGAGAUUUUCCGUCUGACCUCUUUGGAAAUCUAGGGAAGGGCGAUUUCGGGACGACCGCUGUGGAUUUCGGUAAACUCCUGCAAAGUGCUAUGCAGCAGCUGCCGAACUGGAACGAAUUUCUCGACUACAAAGACCGGAUGUUUGGCCACGUGUACGGACUUGCCCCGCUCUGGAUUUCCGAACUCGGCGGCGGCGACAUUUCGGACGAUCUGCAGCUACAAUACGCGGGGGGCAACGCCGCCACGAGCUCGGAACUACUCCGCCAAGAGGGCGAGGCAGAGCGGCAGCGAGAGGACAGAAGUCACCUGUCUCCCUGCCCAGCUACAAGUGGGAAUAGCGGCGCAGUAAAGACAAGCGCGGACAAAAAGGGCGCUGCCGCGACCACGACAAGCCUCCUUGAUAUUCUGCAAGCAUCUUCGAGGGCCAAUACGCACUACACAUUUACCGAACACGACGCGCAGAAUGUACGACGAGGAAACGCGGCUACCUCAGCGCCAGUAUUAUUCUUCGUGUUACAUCAUGAUCAUGUAAGAGUAAGGCGAUCUCGAUGCUAGGACAUUCAAGGUGUGGCUGUCUCGUGCAUGGUCGCCAUAAUAUGCAGAAAGCUCACGAACGUUCUAUCCUGGUCGUUUUUAUUUGGCCACCUCCCGCGCAAAGCGACCGGAAGCUAUGAAGCGUUUGCAUGCAAAAGAAGUUUUUUACAGAUACAGAGACAGACCCAAGAGGUGGCGCGGAGCGACAGCCGGAACUGGGCCACGCAGGGCCCUCCCUAAGACGGAGGGCAAGCGUGCCGGCGUCGGUGUCGGUGUGUCUAUUGUGCUUCUUCGUGGCCUACACAUUUGCCGCGCCAAGUGCCCGGGGGCGUCCCCGUUGGCCCCUAUUAGAAAGGGUCCAGGACGCCCCCCCUACCAGGGACUAACUCCAUUGAUUCCUUUUGUCCUGUCCAGAUUCCCGGACUCCUUUUUGGCCACUACAUGCUGUUCUGCUAAAAGUGCUGUGACUGUCGGCAUUCGUACGACUGCAGCGUGCGUGUUUGGAAAUUUCCUCUGGAUACCGAGCCCGCAGGCGCCGGCUGUCGGCACUUAUCCCCUUACUGUAGCCAAGGCGCUUGUGCAUCAGCAGGAACGCGAGCAGCGCACGGAGCGCGUUCGGGAUGCUGCCUUCCAGGGGCGGUGCGAUGAAUCCACCAGCCGCAGCUCUGCCACCCGAGGAGAAGUGUCCGAGCCCCUGGGCACCAGAGAGCAAGCUCUAGCACGAGUAACCUUCGAGGUCCUCUUAAUGGAGCUUCUGACUGGCGGCCUUCGGGGGGAAACCGCGUCCGCGGAAUCGGGAACUAAUUUUUUUCCGUCGGGCAAGCGCUUCCUGAAGAGUCUGACACGCUCCGUCUUAGGGCGUUUACAUAUCGAUCCCCAGCAUGCCAAUCACGAUGCCGAUUCGAAACAGAAGACCGUGGCUGGAACUCAAACAUCGUACGAAAAAGAUUAAGGGGCUUCACUGUAGUUUGCAACGGAUGCGUCACAAAUUUGAGCAGCACACAAAAGAAAAGCUGCCGUCCGUGCUUCGUGAGGGGAAAAAAGGCAAGAAUCCAUUGUCUUGCAUGUGUAGCAAAACACACACAACUUUUGUACUGCGUCCUCUGCUCCCCUUGCUUGAAGCAUCAUGUUUUUUGCGAUAUCAGACCACUCACUGAAAUUCACAAAAGCGGAUUAUCCAGCACUGCAGAUAUGUAGUGUAGGUCUGCUGGAAGAUUGUCUUUGUAAAUGAUAAUUGUGUAGCUAACAGUAAACACAUAGCAUAUGCAUACAUAGUCAGACUACACCAGACAGGUCAAGAGGUGGACACAUUUUUCAGCGACUCGCUGUUCCGUAAGCUUUUGCCUCCCUGGUUGACAACGUUGACAGGUCGCGUUGUUGUAUGGCACACAAAAUGCGUUGCACCAAAACUAUCGCCAUACGCAUGUUGACAGAUACUUCUCUCGUACGGUGGGCCGAUAUAAUUAUUCCAAUUUUCCAGACGUAGAGCUAGACAUAUUUGCAAUGCAGAUGAAACUGGACCAGAGCGAGACAAAAAAGGGCCAGCUUUAGCGGGAACUGAAAAAGAGACAACUUUUUCCGCCCUCACUUCUGUCACUUUCGACCCACAAGCUGCGCGACGGACGUUGGCGCGACUGUAUCCCAAAACGAGAACGCGAGAAAACACUACUAGCCAUGACCGCGCUGCAGCAGACGGCCUAUCUUCUUCCGGUGCUGACGUCAGCCAGGUUUUGCUCUUACUGAACAACACCGUCACUCCAUUGAUUAACGAGUUUGACGUUUCUGGAAGAGGUCUGCGGAUCGGGUACACGAACACAGGGAGCACAAUUGAUCUGCGUGUCGUCAAGAAAAACGCGUCGCUUUUCCGUCGCCAAGUGGCUGAUUACCGGGAAGGAAAAAUCGCUCUAGACCUAGAGGGCCACGGGAAUGCCGGCGAGGAGCGGAAACGAGAACGCGCCGAAAGACACGACCGGGGGGAAAGCGAUAACCCACAGGACGAGGAUCAACGCAAGCUCUUCCAUGAAGCGAACACGAUGCAUGGCGACAGCUCCCAGGUGCUUCCGGAUCAGCCCAAGCGUGAGCAUGGCGAGAACGUUGGCACACUGCCGAGCGUGGCGCUGCGGGAGUUGCAAGCUUUGGGAGCAAAGCUGCAAGUCGGCCCGCUUUUGCACCUUCGCAGCGCUAUACAGAAAUCUACAUUAAACUUAUGCACCAGGAGCACGGUAAAUAUCUCUACUGUGUCUGGAAAGAACUUGCGAGACUGUCAGGGGUCGCUGACAGGAUCAAGGCAAAAUCUGUCAUCAUGCAAGUGCCCUUUCUUCGGUUAUUUUAUUAUUUACCGGCAUUGAUUCAAAAUGUUGGUCAUGGAAAUCGAUCCCGCACACACGUAACACGAUCGCCCCAUGAUGUCUACGAACCGUGAGGAUCGUGGUGUCAGAGUACAUAUCCAAGAUUUGUAAGAAAUUCCACGUCUCAGAAGCGGGCAAGCCGGUCCACUCGCCAAACUUCGAUGAGUCUGAACUCGCUAAAGAAGUUGAAGGAGCUAAAGUUAUUGAAGGCUUUCCCCUUCGAGAGGUCGUUGGCUCUCUGCAGUGGGCUGCAACCACUUGCAGGGUAGACAUUGCUGUCCCGGUUGCCACUGUCGCGAGAUACGUAGGCAAGCCGGCGACUCGGCCUGUCGUAAACGCCUGUAAGAAGAUUCUGAAGUAUCUACUGACAACGAAGGAGCAGGGUCUGUCGUAUAGUCCGGAAAUUGAGGAGGAAUUCAACAGAAUCUACAGCAAGCUACUGCCCGAAGGGAGAGACUUGCCUGAUGUGAAUCUGUUUUCGGAUGUUAGUUUUGCGAAUUGUUGCAAGACCAUGCGAAGCACUAGUGGUAGCAUUAUGUACUUCCGCGGCUUCCCGAUCUGUUGGCGUAGCAACCGGCAGACCGUGAGGGCGUACUCCACGGCGGAGGCGGAGUAUAUAGCUGCUUCCGACACUAUUGUGCUGAGCGAGCAGAAUGACUUUACAGAGUUCUUCAAACCUCUACCCACUGUCAUGGUGGAAAAGCAGAAUGGCUUAUCUCCCUCCCUGGAUGAUGCCAUAUUGUGGAUCGGCAACCAGUCCGCGAUAACUACAGCUAAGAGCACAGACAACAAACCGAAAUCGAGGCACUACGCACUGCGAUAUCUCCGCGGGAGAGACGCAGCGAGCCAGAUCAUGUUCUGCCCGACCUACCUAAUGAAGGCAGACGGUCUCACGAAGCUCGGGUGUAGUGUGCCGCAGAGACGCUUACUUUUGCACCAUAUUGAUAACCCCGACCCUAAGUCUUUUAUUUGUGACUCCUCUGACGAUGAGGAUGAUUUAGACACUUUUAUUGAGGGGAAUCAUAAGAAGGGCAGGGCUAAAGUAGGCUAUACUUAUUCUUUCGAUUUAUUUUGGUUUCUCGAUAGGCACAGCGCUCAGGAGGGGAGUGUGGUAGGAUUAUUCCUGAUUAGCACCGCCGCCGCAGCGAUUGAGGAGCGAGGGGUGUUGGUCAUGGAAAUCGAUCCCGCACACACGUAACACGAUCGCCCCAAAUGAAGCCUGUUCCAUGAUGAAAAUGACUGAAGGUUCUGACUCAAAUCGACCCCGUGACAUGCUGUUUCGUUCAGAUUUUACCUAGACCAGCCGUCCUUGGUAAAAUCUUGAGCAAGGACCACGGUCCUGAGUAAAAUCGUCAGCCAGGCUCUGUAGCUGGUGACGUGAUCCUUCUCUCAAGUGAUCCCAAGUAGCUCUCCAGAUUGUCCGCGCUUUGGGCAGGUCUCCCGACCUAUACCAAGCCCGGGUCAACACUUUAUCUGGGACCCCGUCCCCUGAUCAAAACUUUAUCUGGGACCCCGUCCCCUGCUCAAAACUUUAUCCGGGUCCGCCGUCCUUGAUAAAAUCUUUACCAAGGCCCGAGGUCCUGAAUAAACUAGCUACCUACGAAGCGGAUCUAGGCCCUGGAAUGUGUUGAAUCUGGUGAGACUGAUGCAAGAAUCUUGGUGAAUUUGGAUGAUUUGAGCUACAGGAUGUAACGCAGCAAGAGACUUGCGUCACUUGCUUGCUUAUGUGCAAUUGAGAAAUCAUUCAUCUGCUGUUGAUAACGAGCUCAGUGGAGCAAACGUGUGUAAGUGUGUGCGAGUGUUCUCAAGUCCACUAACACAAAAAGAUAGUGAUGCUUUUGCCAUGCAGUACUUACACAGCAUUUUACGCAAGAGAAAUUGGCUGAAGAGCAAGAAGCUGGGCCUCAUGCCUAGCCCCGCAUUUCUGGAGGUGCGGCUUAUCAUUUUUCGCGCAUUAUAUAUCUACAUCUUUCAUCUUCUUCGUCUUCCAGACCGAGACAUUUACUUAUAAAAAGAUAUUUUCAUGCAUGCAACUACUUUGAUGACGGCGGCAAGGAUCGAGCUGGCGCUCGCCUCUACUGGUCGAUGGUUCAAAGCCUGCUCGUCUACACUGGGAUCAGUUGGAGCUACUGGCACCUAGAUGGGGUGACGCUGGGCCCGAACCCCAAAGCGCUAGGCCCCGGGACGAACUCCCAACUCGGAGUGAAUCAGCUGACACAAGAUAGCUAUGGCAUACUGAACGUGCACAUUCAGCAGCGGGCUUCGGAGGCGGCACAGAUGCAAACACUAUUCGGGCUGAGGCAUGAGGUGCUUCGUGCGCAUCUACCGGAAACUGAGAGACGGGAGAUCUGGACCAGUUCUACCAGUGAACAAGCUGGGCGCACUUCUGUGGACCAUGAUAAUACGCGCGGCCACGAGUACGAGAAAACGCGGCUAGAGGAUGGCGAUGGCGCUCAUGUGAUCGCGGACGAGAAGAAUGCUGGAGCUAGUGAGGCCGCCCGUCAAUUUGCAACCAGGAGUGCUGUCGGAGCUUUUUUCGCGGACCGCUACCCCCGCAUGGACCGCAUGGCAAACGCGCACGACUGGCAGUAUAGCAAUGGUGACGCGCUCGUGACAAUCAACAACGCGCCGACUCUGCUGCAAUAUGAGAGCGUUAGGUGGCAAAUUGGGAAAAUGGACACGACAUGUGAUUUGCAUAUCAUAAUCUAAAAUAACUACAUAAACAAAGAUGACGCCAUGGCAUGCUGCAGAAACAGAAACAGAAUCACCAUUCCCACGCGUCGCAUGACAUUCUUUUCCGAGAGACUGAGACAGAGAUAGCGCGUCCUGCUUUCAUCUAUAGCAAAGAUAGGGUUGCAACUAUAUCCUGUCAUGCUCAACUUGUAGUUAAGUACAAAGACAAACCCGUCUAGGUGAUCUAUGAGCAGCCUUCAAACAGGCCGGGCUUGGAAGUUGCCAGCCUCACUAUCUUACCUGCUCCGUUGCGGCAAGAAAUAGAUACGGUUGUAAAUAAAAAAAUGCAAAGGCAGCUUCACCAUCACCGCUGAAGAAUUGAAGGGAACUAGGCCUCACUUCAACAUCAGCAUCCGUUGGAAUUUUGCAUGGCAGUGCCAAAGAACUGUGCGUGCGUGGCAGUUCAUUCAUUGCGAAGCGUCUCCAUCUUAUCAAUUUCCAGCGUGGCGCUUCCAUGUGUCAGCAGCCGAAAAUAUUCUUCUACGGAUGCGCGCCGCGACAGCUGCGCACCUCAAGUUUGACGAGGACACGGCAGCAAGCGGAAAGCUCUUGCUUUCGCGGGAUUCAGAGGGAAGUGAAGUCGCUGCGCAACUGCUGAGGCUCUACGGGCGGGAGACAAACUUCACGGAGUUCGAUUCCAAAUUUGCCGCAGCCACUGCAAGCCGAACUGCCACACUAGAGGCCGAAGGCUUUGGCCUGCGUGCGCACGUCCUCGCGUUUUUCGAUAAGUUUAGUUCCGCGCCCUCGUUGCCCAGUAUCGCGCUUCUGAGCCAGCCGCUGCGGGUUUCUCGGGAAGCUUCGAACGUGCCGAACCAGAUCCAACUCCUUUGGGCCCUGGAACUCGAGCAAGCGUCCUUACACAAAGUAGGAAGACAGAACGUGCGACGUGAGAGCGCGGCCAGCGCCCAAGUGGAUUCGGACGUCCUCGAGUCUGCCGCAGCUGUGGGAUUGCUUAUGCCGUCCGGACAAGGCUUUUCGCAUGCGACUCCUACUCUGGACACCGAGACACUCCAACAUCUGCGCACGGUUUUCCAGGAGGUGCGUGUACCAUGUGCAAAAACGUUUCCGCCCCCCAUGGCCGUAAUGCGAACUCUCUCAGGCAAUAAAUUUAAAUGAACAUGAAGUAGAACUGGAAAGCGUCGACGUAGUCGCGCAUCAGUCGCGGAGGUUGGUGGUUCGUAGCAUAGUCGUGAUGGAGACACAUGCGCGUGGCUGGUUGUGAUGCGAAUUCAUUCUGAUUCAUCUCUCGUCCUGAUUUCUAGACAGAUAUAAUUAAUAUAUAAUAUAGAUUAAUAAAGAAAGCGCGACGCAAUGAAAUUUCAAGAGGGAGUCUGCGUGCACUAUGCGCAGCCAGGAAACUACACAUCUCAGAGGGAGCGAGCCGGCGCCUGAAGACGUCGCACUUUCUUGGCGCGCAAUCUUGCGCGGCGGCUCUUGUUGAGCGGGGAAGUACGUUUUUGAGGUGGAUAGUGCGCGAACGAACGUCGGCGCGCUGAAGCAAGCGAAGCCGCUCAGCGAGAGAAGGGGUACGAUGCCCAUGAUUUGCUCCACACAGGGGACCUCACAGCACCUGUUCCAUCACUGAUGCUUAAGGAUACGGAUUCUCUAUCGUCUUCACCCGGAACGUUCGCAGUACACCUUGCAGAGAACGAGACUAGUGACCUUUCUCACCUGCCACAAGAAGCAAUGCGCCCCGCGCACAUGUUCGCGAGACCGAUGACACCUGGACGAGUACGCCGAACUGCGGCGCUCGGGGCCGCAAUCUCAUCCGACGCACCAUUGCCCUCACGUACCGCAGGUGCGGCCGAUUAUAAUCAAAUCUGGAACUACCCAGCCCCGUGGUCGCCCGAAGAAGCACAAAUCUGUGAAAGGCAUCGCCGCGCAGUCACGUCGAAGCAGCCCGUGACCCCGCGGGUGAUGGCAAAGGCGCUAGAAAAGAUCCUUUCCGGGAUGACUUUUGCCGGCUUGUCGCAUGUGCUGGUAAAAGUCAGCAAGCUUGCACUUGCUGCCGCAGGGGAGGAGUUGGGUAAUUUCUGGCAGGAGCACGCACUGCCCAGCAUCCGACACCUGCUGCGGCCGAGUCGUUGGGACAUCGAUCCGAAGAAGUGGGCGUCUACGGUCCAGACUGCAGCCGAGCGCUUUGCGGCAGAUUUAGGAAGCGUUGCCAGCGCGGUUGGUGACGGUGUGGUGGACAAGCUGCACGAAAUGCAGAGCAUCUUGAUUCACGAGGACGCUAGUAAAAGGAACAUCUGUUCGGCGAAUUCGAAAAGCAAGUCAUCGCUCCGCUGCAGUGCGUUACUUCCCAAUAGCGAAAAAGAUCCAGGGUUCAACCCGUGCUACGACGCCAAGCACGGUGCGCAGUUUGACCCAGAUCGUUGCUGCACCGCAGGAAAAGGGCGCGAAACUUCUUUUCUGGGCGAGACGCUCGAAGAAAGGGCGGAUGAUAUUAUCGAGGAGCAGCAUUGCCGGGCUGUCGUGAACAGCAUCCGAUGGCUCCAGAAAAGAGAAUGCGAAUUGCACACGGUCUACUUCAAUGAAACGCAUCACUGCUUGAAUCGCAACGGUCAAAAUUACAAAAAAGGCGACGACUGCUAUGAAGUUGCAGGAUCUGAGGAGCAGAUGUGUCAGUCCGCGAUUACCUGGUCGGGGUACGAAUCCUGCUGUUCCCACAACGGGGGAAUCAGUUUAUUCGGCGCCAAUAUUCCUAAUCCCAUGCCGUUCAGAUGAAAAUCCAACUUUUUGAGUUUGAAUUUUGCAGAGAGUUGCGCUAAAAACACUAGGAGUAUAUUUUCGACAGUCGACACCUAACAAAUUCUAAUUCAUAACGAAGAAAGCAACAAACUAAAGCUAACCUUGCUUCACCAACAGAGUAGAAAAGGAAUGAAAGAAUAUACGCAAGAGCGCUCUUUGAGAUCGCUCGUGAAGAUUAUCCUCGAAAGUCAUAUCAUCUAUUCAUGAAAUUGAAAAGUACACUCACAACACUUUCGUUUUCGUUACACUCAAAGGCAGUAGGUUUUCACAAAGCUUCGACUUUCUCAAACUUCUAAUGUAUACCCCAUUUGCCAGUAGCUCGAAGCAAGCAAAAUGAGAAAAGCACGACCUUAGGACUACGUAAAAAUCAGUAUGGGUCGGAGGUCAGAGCUUUAGGGCAGUGAGCCGCAUGGGUGAUCGAGUUGUCGAUCCUUGACCUCUAGACCAAAGAAUAGGACUAACAAGUCCCGGCUCUUGUGCGUGUGCUGGUAGUUCCGGCCUGUUCC
Molecule: messenger RNA, 11674 nt
Organism: Amoebophrya sp. A120
Lineage: Eukaryota; Dinophyceae; Syndiniales; Amoebophryaceae
Source: the annotation of a GenBank genome assembly